CGGCAAACCGGGCGAAACUAUUCCCUUAUGAGAAGGAGGGGGUGGGGGUAGGUAGUAAACGUGUCCCGCGUUAUAAGUCGUCGUCCCCUCUUCUAGCCCCGACAUAGACGUUUCCAUAACGAUUGCGCGGCUCGUAGCGCACACACCGCCGCCACCUGCAGCCAGGCUCCGCCCACCGCGCGCCGCCUCCUCAUGAAUAUGAAUGACGCAGCGCCCUCGCUAGUGGAUAGCCGGGCUGUCAGUCAGUCAGCUUCACUGUGGGUUAGCCGGGGCUGGGAGAGCACAGCGGAGAGUGGUGAUGAGAGGAGUUGGCCGGGGAGCUGCUGCCCUGACAUCCAGCCCAUGUUAUCUGCGCUGCUAGCCGCCUGAUGCCUUCACUCCAUGGCUGCUCGCCUGCCGCUGCCUCCCGUGCCCUCCUGUCAUUCCCGGCGGCGGCUGUGAGCUCGCUGGCCAUGCCGGGGACUUCGGGGAGGAGGAGGACUAGAGGCAGCCGCCACCUGACAGCGGUGGGAUUCAUCCUGCUAACUUUAUGGGUUCAGGCUUCCCAGUCCACGGGUUAUUUCGAGCUGCAGCUGAACUCGCUGAAGAAUGUCAACGGAGAAUUGUUGAACGGGGAAUGCUGCGACGGUCUGAAGAGCUCCCACAACCAGGACUGCAGCAAGGAUGAGUGUGACACCUAUCUCAGAGUGUGCCUCAAGGAGUUUCAGGCCAAGAUCACCCCCACUGGGCCGUGUAACUAUGGCUCUGGACAUACUUCGGUGCUCGGAGGAAAUACUAUAUAUAUGGACAAAAAGUUCAGUCUACUGGCUAAAAUCGCCCCCGCAGAGAAUGGCAGGAUUGUUAUCCCUUUUCAAUUUGCAUGGCCGAGAUCUUUCACCUUAAUUUUGGAGGCUUAUGACUGGGAUAAUGACACGAAAGCUGACGAGUCUCUUCUUAUUGAUCGAAUUCCUUAUGCUGGAGUCAUCAACCCGGACGACCAGUGGACACCCUUGGUUUUAAAUGGCCAUGUUGCCCACUUUGAUGUUAAAAUUAGAGUCAAAUGUGACGAAAAUUACUAUGGAGUUAUGUGUAACAAGCUGUGCCGCCCCAGGGAUGAUUUUGUUGGCCAUUACACCUGUGACCACAAUGGAAAUAAAGCCUGUAUGGAAGGCUGGAUGGGGGAGGAAUGUAAGCAAGCAAUAUGCAAGCAGGGAUGUGACUUACUCCAUGGUGGAUGUUCUGUUCCUGGAGAAUGCAAAUGCCACUAUGGCUGGCAGGGAGACUAUUGCAACAAAUGUCUUUCAUACCCUGGCUGUCUCCAUGGGAGUUGCCGCUUGCCAUGGGAGUGUAACUGCGAGACCAACUGGGGUGGACUUCUUUGUGAUAAAGAUCUAAACUAUUGUGGAACUCAUCAUCCGUGUCUAAAUGGGGGAACCUGCAUGAACACUGAGCCUGACAAAUAUCACUGUGCCUGUGCUGAUGGCUACUCUGGGAAGAACUGUGAAAUAGCUGAACACGCCUGUGCUUCCAACCCAUGUGCAAAUGAUGGUGUCUGUCAUGAAGUCUCCACUGGUUUCGAGUGUCAUUGUCCCCCAGGAUGGACUGGUCCAACCUGUGCAAUUGACAUUGAUGAAUGUGCAUCUAACCCUUGUGCGAGUGGAGGAAUCUGUAAAAACCUUAUUAAUGGCUUCGAGUGCAUUUGUCCUCCACAGUGGGUUGGGACCACCUGUCAACUGGAUGCUAAUGAGUGUGAGGGAAAUCCCUGUGUUAAUGCUUAUUCUUGCAGAGAUCUCAUUGGUGGAUAUUACUGUGACUGCAUUCCAGGAUGGACAGGAAAAAACUGUCACAUCAAUGUUAAUGACUGCCGUGGUCAGUGCCAGAAUGGAGGCAUUUGCAAGGAUAAGAUCAAUGGAUAUCGUUGUUUCUGUCCUCGUGGAUUUAUUGGCAAGAACUGCGAGAUAGAAGUGAACGAGUGUGCAAGCAAUCCUUGUCUAAAUGGAGGCGUCUGUGAUGACCUGGUCAAUGGUUUCCACUGCCGUUGUCUCCCAGGCUUUGCUGGUACCACGUGUGAGGUGGACAUUGAUUUCUGUGACCCCAAUCCUUGUCAGAACAAAGCUCCCUGCUACAAUGUUGGAGGCGAUUAUUACUGCGCGUGCUCAGACGAUUACGACGGCAAGAACUGUUCUCAUCUUAAAGACCACUGCAAAAAUGGCUUGUGUAAAGUCAUAGACAGCUGUACAAUAGCGAUUUCUACUAAUGCCACCCAGGAAGAUAUCCGUUACAUCUCCUCUAAUGUCUGCGGGCCUCACGGACGUUGCAUUAGUCUGCCUGGUGGGAAUUUCACCUGUUCCUGCAAUCGAGGCUUCACUGGUGCCUAUUGCCAUGAAAAUAUAAAUGACUGUCAUGGAAAUCCAUGUAGAAAUGGAGGCACAUGCACCGAUGAAAUAGACUCCUUUAAAUGCUUUUGUCCAAGUGGCUGGGGAGGAGAAUUAUGUGACAUCAACUACAAUGAUUGCAAUCCAAAUCCUUGCCAGAAUGGCGGUCGCUGCAUAGAUCUGGUGAACGAGUUUGUUUGCCAGUGUGAAAAUGGAUGGAAAGGCAAAACCUGUCACUCACGUGAAUAUCAAUGUGACGCUAACACCUGUAGUAAUGGGGGGACGUGUUAUGAUACAGGAGACACUUUUCGCUGCCUCUGCCCCUCUGGAUGGGAAGGAACCACUUGUAAUAUUGUGUGCAGGAAGAGCCGUUUGGCAAUUGCUGCAAAGAACAGCAGCUGUCUCCUCAACCCCUGUGCUAAUGGAGGGACGUGCGUGGGCAAUGGAGAUUCCUUCUCUUGCAUGUGUAAAGAGGGAUGGGAGGGACGUACCUGCACACAGAAUACAAAUGACUGCAACCCAUAUCCUUGUUACAAUGGUGGCAUCUGUGUUGAUGGCGUGAACUGGUUUCGAUGUGAAUGUGCGCCUGGAUUUGCUGGACCGGACUGCAGAAUAAACAUCGAUGAAUGCCAGUCUUCUCCUUGUGCGUACGGUGCCACUUGUAUAGAUGAAAUCAAUGGCUACAGGUGCACCUGCCCUUCAGGACGAGCCGGGCCACGUUGCCAGGAAGUGAUUGGCUUUGGAAGAUCUUGUUGGCUGAAAGGAAUGCAGUACCCACAUGGAAGCAAAUGGGAUGAAGAAUGUAAUAGCUGUCACUGUCUGGAUGGAGUGAUUGACUGUACUAAGGUUUGGUGUGGCAAAAAGCCAUGUCUACUGGAAAACCGCCACAAUAAGAACCAGUGUCCUAAAGAUCAGGAAUGUGAGCCAACAGUCUCUUCUGUAAAGUGCUUCCAACCACCAUGCCAUGAAUGGGGAGAGUGCAGUGCCCCCGACAGAUCUCAUAUGAUUAAAUGCCUACCAAAUUCAGGAUACCUGGAUAACAACUGUGCCCGGAUAACAUUAAUAUUCAGCCCAGAAAAAAUUCCACAGGGAACCACAGUUGAAAAGAUCUGCUCGGAGAUCCGGUAUUUGCCUUCCAUCAGGACUGUACCCAAAGAUCAACCCCUUGUCAUCUUGUGUGACGAAACAUACUCUGCAGAAAAAGCAGUGGAGGUUACAGUGGCACUCGUCUCACAAGUGGACAAUCAAGACGCCAAUCUCAUUCAGAAUGCCGCCAACACAAUUGUCAAUGCCAUCACCAAAAGACAGAACAGUACGCUCAUGUUAGCAGUCACAGAAGUCAAAGUUGAGACAGCAGUAGUAGAUGGCUCCAGAUCAGAUUACCUUGUCCCAGUACUCUGCGUUGUUUUUGGCAUUGUCUGGGUGACAUGUAUAAUCAUAUGUGUCUGGUGGAUGCGAAAAAGAAGAAAAGAGCGAGAAAGAAGGCGAGAGGCUCGCCAAGAAGAAGAAGCAAAUAACCAGCGCCAACCUUUAAAUCCAAUAUGGAACCCAAUAGGGGUGCCUUAUAGAGACAUUCAGUAUGAAUGCAAAAAUCUCCUUCAUAUUCAAAAAAGAACUUCUGGUGCAGAAGAAGGUAUAAAGGAGGACAUGGUAGAUAAAGAGGAGGACACUGAGGAGGAGGAUUGCCUACCACACUCGUACACAAAGGCUUACACGAGCAUAGGGGAUAGUGACUGCUCAAAAAGUAAACCACAUCGGACAAGUCUUGACAAAGUGGACAACAGAUGUGUUAAAACUGUGAAUGCACCCCACUGAAGGAAGCAAAGCCGUAUUUGUAUACAUGGAAAGGACAGUGUUCCUAUGCUGAGAAUGGGACAAGGAGACACACAGAAUUCAUCUCCAAUCAAAUGGCCCUUCCACCAUUUGUUGGCGUCAUGGGCAUGUUCCUCGGCAAGAAUUGCCAGGUGUUUUUUUUUUUUUUUUUUGUUUGUUUGUUUUUCUUCUCCCCUUCUCCCCCCUUCUCUGGACGAGUGGUUCAGGACUAAAGUCUGGACUCCCAAUUUCUUUAUAAUGUACAAGAUGUUACCAGUUUUUUUUCUAUUUGUUGCUGUAGUCUUUCUAUAAAUUAUUUGUGACUAUAUAAAAAAAGGCAAAAAAAAGAAAAGUUCUUUGAUAGUUGCUAUUUUUAUAAAGUUUGCUUUACGUCCUCUUAAGUUGAGAGGAGACAAAAGGUUCUCUGUAUUUUUGUUAUAUCAUGUCCGAUUUCUUAUGCAAAGACUGUACAGUUGUUUACAAGAUGUAUUUUUGUUUUAUUAAGGUUUAUAAUUUAAUGACUGUCCAACCCCCAAGGUUAAGGAAAAGAAGUGACUUAAACUUUUUCUUCUUAUACCAAACCCUCUUUCCCUUUUGUCUGUCGAGUUUUUUUUUUUUUUUUUUUGCAAUGUCUCUUAGACAACACGGUAAAAAAAAAAAAUUCUGUGCCUAGCUCUUACAUAGGUCUCCAUUAUAUUUGCCUCCGGCAUUGGUCCUGACAAACUUUUUUUUUUUUUUGCCUUAAGUCUUUUAACAGGCACAGCAUUAAUGCAACACAGCGAUCUAUGACGUAAAGGGAUUAUCCAGGAAUGGAAAAACGGCUGAUUUCUUCCAAAUACAGCACCAUGCCUGUCUUCAGGCUGUGUGUGGUAUUGCAGCUUAGUUCUAUUAAAGUCAAUGGAGCCAAGCUGUAAUACCACACACAACCUGAACACAGGUGUGAUGCUGUUUUGAGAAGAAACUUGCUGUUUUUUUAUUCCUGGAAUAACCCCUUUAGUGUUUGUUUUUUGUUUUGUUUUUUAUCCUGAUUAAUUUUAUUUUAGGAUUGCAGUAUUGAUGUAUGUGACAAGUGCCUUGAGAUUAAACUUUUUGUUUAGCAACUGUCAAAGACUACCUUCUGCUUUAAUAUAUCUCAUAUAUUACGGGCAGAGUGCUAGGGUCCUCCUUUAUAGAGACAUUUAUUUUCUCAUUGUAAAUAUGUAUAUAUUGAAGGAAUCGCUCUGUAUAUUUGAUUUAUUAACAAUAUUUCAGAAUUUCUUCUGUUGUCAUGCCAUUCCUUUUUAACUUAUGUUUCAGAAGGGAGGUUUUAUUAUUAUUUUUUAUUUUAUUUUUUUUAUGUCCAGAUUCUGUAAGGAAGGGUAAAACCUAACUUCACGUAAAACUUAAGGAUAUGUUCACACUGAACAACUGCGCAGAUUCGCACAGAUUUGAAAAAGGUGUUGCUUAGCCCUAUUACAUGGGGUUAAUCUGCAAUAUCCGAGCUGCAACUCCAUAGUAGAGAUUUGUUGUCGGAGCAUGCCCUAAAACGUCUGCAUUUAAAAGGAAUACAGAA
Hyla sarda is the source of this 5718-nucleotide messenger RNA. RefSeq names its product jagged canonical Notch ligand 2 (gene JAG2). Gene Ontology annotation, biological process: establishment or maintenance of epithelial cell apical/basal polarity; heterophilic cell-cell adhesion; multicellular organism development. NCBI's taxonomy places the organism in Eukaryota, Metazoa, Chordata, Amphibia, Anura, Hylidae. Gene Ontology annotation, molecular function: calcium ion binding; Notch binding. The transcript is spliced from 27 exons. The coding region runs from base 369 to 4169 and encodes 1266 amino acids. Gene Ontology annotation, cellular component: protein-containing complex; plasma membrane. The record is from RefSeq and is a predicted model, not a curated record.